Molecule: messenger RNA, 3162 nt
Organism: Limulus polyphemus (Atlantic horseshoe crab)
Lineage: Eukaryota; Metazoa; Arthropoda; Merostomata; Xiphosura; Limulidae
Product: josephin-1-like
Exons: 5
Coding region: 272-958 (228 amino acids)
Biological process (GO): protein deubiquitination
Molecular function (GO): cysteine-type deubiquitinase activity
Source: RefSeq, a predicted model, not a curated record
GGAUGUUACCUGUAUUGAUGAGUGUACGACUAGUGUUAGUAAUAGUCGAGUACCAUUGUUAGUUGUACUAGAUGUUUUUUAACUGCUUUAUAAGUAAAUGUUAGUAAAUUAACUAUUGUUGUUAUAGUUUAUUUAAAAAUUAAACCUAACUUGUGCGUAAAAAGUGCAUUGGAUGGGGAAAUCUUGCGAUAAAAUUUGUGCAUUUACAACAACUGUCCAUGUGUCUACCAAAUAAGUCAAAAGUUUUUUGGCUCUUUCUGAGGUUAUACAAAUGUACCAGUCUUGCCUGAAUUUUGUAGACGCACUUCUUGGUAAAGAUCAGAAAAAUAGUACAAGAAAUGAUGACAGUCAUGUGACAGAAAGAGUUUAUCAUGAGCGUCAAGUGAAAGAGUUAUGUGCCCUGCAUGCCCUAAAUAACUUGUUCCAAGAUGGUAGUGCCUUUUCUAAGCAAAUGUUAGAUAAUAUUUGUCAUAGCCUUUCUCCAGAUAAUGUUGUCAAUCCCCAUAAGAGCAUGUUAGGCCUUGGAAAUUAUGAUGUAAAUGUAUUGAUGGCUGCUUUACAAAAGAAAGGAUAUGAAGCAGUGUGGUUUGACAAGCGGAAAGAUCCAGCAUGCAUAGACUUGUCAAAAAUUUUUGGAUUUAUUCUGAACAUUCCCAGUGAGAUGAAGUUCGGGUUUUUACAGCUACCUCUCAAUCGUAAGCACUGGAUAGCUGUUCGAGAAGUAGAAGGCAAUUUUUACAAUCUUGACUCAAAAUUGGACAGACCAUCCUGUUUAGGAAAGGAACAAGAGCUCCUAAGUUACCUACAGGAACAAAUCCGAUCUAAAAACCGUGAAAUUUUUGUAGUUAUGUCUCAAGAGGUUGAACAGAGUGGUAUUUGGAGAAUGGACAGAAGAAAAAAUGUUAGCCAGUUACCAGUGCUGCAUCAUGGAAAUGAUAUCCAGCAAGAAAGAACAUAAAAUUCACUGCUGCUUUUAACAAUUGUUGAAGUGAUUAUGGUGCAAUUAUUAAUUUCUUCUAUAAUGGGGAUUUAAUCCCCAAGAUUCUGUGGUGUGCUCUCAGAAGACAGUCAAGUAGUCUUGUGAACUGCUUUUUAGUAGAUGGUUUAACUUCUUCUAAGCAGUCAAAGGUAAGGCCAUCCAAAUGAAAAUAUAUUUCUGUUUAAAAGGUGUAGUGCACCUGGUGGAUAUGCAAAUCACAAUAUUUUGUAUGUUACUUCUUUUAAAUAAAGUUAUAUAUUGUAAAUUAAAAAAUAUGUUUUAAGUGUGCUGAGGUAUAUAAAAGUGUUAAAAGUUUGGCAGUUAACUUUAAAUAGUCAUUGUUGGAAGACCCUUUAAAAGAAAAUAUUGUACAAAGGUUAUGAUUUUAUAAGAUAGUACAUGAGAGUUAAAUAUAUAUGUAAUAUUAAUGAAUCAGAAUAUACAUUUAUAUUGAUACAGUAACAAGGGACUUUACUGUGAUUUUGGGGAAAAUGUAGCUUUCAUACAUUUGUACAUAAACUAGAAGUUUAAAAUAAUCAAUAUUUGUUAAUGUGUGUGUGUGUACUUUAUAUAGAAGUUACUAUGGUGUUUCAAUAAAAGACAAGAGUCAUAAUUUAUGUGUAUUUGUUUUAACUUACUGUUUUAUUAUUAUCAACUUUUGUAGAGUAAGCUUCAAUAAACUGUUCUUGAAAAAAAAUAUAAGUAGAUUAUGUAGCAGAGAGAAUAAAUUAGCAGUGAAUUGACUUACUUGUAACCUUCUUUCAUAACCAGUAGACAUAAAAUCAGAAUAUUUUCAACUUGUAAAUUUUUUUGGCUAUCAAAUUUCAAGUAUCCAUUAAGUUUCAAAUAACUUUGAAAAGGAUUUUAUGACACUGUAAUACUUAUUAUGUAACUACAUACACAGUCAAAUAUUUAGAACAUUACAUAGAACCAUAAUCCUACUGUUUGUUAAACAUGUUUUGUAUAGAAAGCAAUGUGUGAAGAGAAUAUGCUGAAGUUCAAAGUUAUUCAAAAAUGUUGUUUUUCUCUCAGAACUGACAAAUAUUCUUGUCAUACUUAAAAGCUUCACACCAUUUUUGUGGUACAGAUAAUGCACUUGAGUACAUUCUGUAGGUGUUAGAUUGCUGAUUAUGACUAUAUUCUUGUACUAAUACUUAGCCUGUGCAUGCUAAGAGUAAAUUUUUGGCUGGAGCUAUAUUUAUCUUACAUUCUCAUGUUAAUAUUUUAAAAUAAAUACGUUCUUCAUGUACUUAACUGAGCUUGAGUGCAUUGUUAUUUAGUUCGUAAUAAGAAAUAAGUGAAAGUGAGAAGCAUGUAUAAAAAUAUAUCAACCACACCGUAUUGUCUAUAUUCAGUGCUGAUUUUGUUACUGACACUGAUCUUAAGGAUGUUUUUCUUGCUGACAGAUGUAGUGAUUUAUUGUAGGGUGAAAUGAAAGAGAAGAUAUAGUGUUGUGGUCAAAAUAAAAUGUUUUAUUAUAGUGUAGACAUGUUGACUAAUUGUUGUAGCAAGAGGACUAUAUCAAAUAACAAUGUGAAUAAGUAAAAGUGAUGAAUUUGUAUUUAUUUUACUACGGAUUGAAUGCUUUAGCUGGGAAUGAAAUGGAGUAAUUACACAGCACAUUGAAAUGAGAAUUGGAUUUCAGCACAUCUUAGUGUUCUCACCCAUGAAAUGAACUGUCUUCCUAAAAACUGAGAACAAAUCUCUUGUUAAACUGCCAACACUAUUCACAAUAUAUUUUCUCUCUCUGUAGCUGAGCAAUCAUAAAAAGGGAACCUGAAUGUGACAUUUCUUUAAUGGCUACUCGACAGAUAAAUUCACCAAAUAAAGAAAAGGCCCAAAUCUGAGCAAGAACUAACUUAACUCAGGAUUAUAUUCAACUCUGAAGCUCUUCCUGCACUACUCAGAACAUCAUGUCAUCCUCAUCAUCAAACACAAUGCAUUCACAGAAAAAAAAGAGAGAUACCAAGGUUUUUACUUCUCUAUUUGCAUAUGUUAGACAACCUGCCAAGAGCUCUGCUCAAGUUAUCCAGCAAGCUGGCCAGGUGUGAAGGACAAGUCUUGGGUUUGGUGUGUAAACGUGGGAAAAAAGGACCUAUGGGCAAAAGUAGCAUUGUUCAAAAUAGGGCACAUUCUGUUUGUCUACAUCUUGUAACUAAGUGCAAAAACAUGUACUUAAUUUU